This is a messenger RNA of Papilio machaon (common yellow swallowtail), 463 nucleotides long. It is a transcript of the gene Sf3b5, whose product is annotated as splicing factor 3B subunit 5. The record is from RefSeq and is a predicted model, not a curated record. Gene Ontology annotation, cellular component: precatalytic spliceosome; U2 snRNP. The transcript has 2 exons. Gene Ontology annotation, biological process: mRNA splicing, via spliceosome. Bases 180 to 437 code for a protein of 85 amino acids. Lineage: Eukaryota; Metazoa; Arthropoda; Insecta; Lepidoptera; Papilionidae.
CAAUCCUCGACAUUUCUAACAUUUUAAGUUAGCCACUGCUUGGAAAUUGAAUUGAAUUGAACAUUUUAAGCUCAGUCAAGACUAAAAGUUGGUUUAUAUUCAAUAAAAUAUUUUUUAAGGAAACGCAUAUAACUUAAAGUCUUUGUGUUUAUUUAUUUUUGGGAUAAACUAAAGCGAAAAUGGGUGAACGAUACAACAUUCACAGCCAGUUAGAACAUCUUCAGAGUAAAUAUAUCGGCACAGGGCAUGCAGAUACUACAAAAUACGAGUGGUUAACAAAUCAACAUCGUGACUCGUGUUGUAGCUAUAUGGGACAUCCGGAUUUACUUAGCUACUUUGCAAUAGUUGAAAACGAGUCUAAGGCGCGAGUUAAAUUUAACCUUAUGGAAAAAAUGUUACAGCCUUGUGGACCACCUCCAGAAAAACCGGAAGACUAAUUAAGAUUCUAUGGUGGAUAAUUACU